Molecule: messenger RNA, 7156 nt
Organism: Xiphias gladius (swordfish)
Lineage: Eukaryota; Metazoa; Chordata; Actinopteri; Istiophoriformes; Xiphiidae
Gene: hao2
Product: hydroxyacid oxidase 2 (long chain)
Exons: 9
Coding region: 3001-4080 (359 amino acids)
Molecular function (GO): oxidoreductase activity; FMN binding
Source: RefSeq, a predicted model, not a curated record
ACUGUACACAGGUAAACGCAGAAGAACCCCGUCGUCUGCCGUCUGUCUGUUUAUUCGCUGUCUGUAUGCUCAGAGGGGGAAUACCGAAAAAGGGAAAACAGGCCAACCAUUCAUUUCAUUAUCCAGAAAAAUCACUCAACAAAAUGUCCAAUCAUUGAUUUCAAAAAAGGAUACAUUGCCAAUUUUUCCGUACCAUUGUUUAAUUUUCUACAAUUGAUGCCUGUUUCUGAAUUUGUUUAAUUAUAUAAGUGUUCAUUCAUUUAGCUAUAAUUUUUAUUCCUGUGAUAAAUUCAUUUAUAUUUUUCUUUAUCAUCUAACUUGUUGAUUAUUUAUUUGUAAAACAAAUUAUCUGCGAGUCGAUUGUUGAGUUGUACAAAUGGGGCGUGACAGUUUUGCUUGAGUGAUGGAGAGAAUAACUACAUGUCUGAAAUCUUUAUUGGUUGCAGUAAACGCAGACUUACAUUUAUUACUAGCGUGUUUAAUUGUUCUGUAAAUUACACUGAAAGACUAUAAACCCUGAAAUUAAAGGAUAAUACUAAAAAAAAAGAAAAAAAAAGAUUUUAUUGGCCCUUAGUAAACACUAGGCUCAUGGCAAAAUGUGUCCUGUGUCAUUAUCACUUGAUAUCUAAAUAUUCAACAAACUACUGACUCAGGUUUUACUUAUUUAUUCCCCUUUAAGACGACUUUAAUUCAUGAAACGGAAACAAAAGUAGCAAAACCUGUACUGGCUCUUAUCGUCGUGAGCCGCUGACGAGAAUAAGGCAAAUCCUCUCUCCAGUUCACAGUUCAGUUCAGUUUUUUAAGUCAGGCAUUUAGGCAGAGGCGGGAAUAGAGGUACACUCACUUUCAUCAGCAAUUAGUCUGUCUUAUUUUUCUAUAAACUAUUUAUUGUAUAACAUUUCAAAAAGAGUGAAAAUGCCCAGCAGAACCAUACGCUGGGAUGCUUAAAUAGACUGUUUACACCAAAACCCAAAAGUACUCCAGGAACAUCUCAGAAAACAAAUACAUAAGGUGUUUGAUCUUAGGACAAACAGUUUACUUAGUCUUUGUCAUUUCCCCCACUACGCUUUGGCAGUAGCCGUUCGAAGUUGCAGGUGCGUUGAUGUCCGUUGGGCUAAGGCACGUCUUCCGCCAUUUCCUGUUGGUACAAAAAAAGUAAAGUUCGCUAACUUCUUCCUCUAACUGUGAGAAGAGAGUACUGUGAAAGUUAGCAGCACAUACUGUACAGUGCUGAUAUAUUGUGUGGAUUUGGGCCACAGGCUGCCUUUAAAAUGAAAUUGUGAGAUUAUUUCUGUAUAAAUUUGAGUAACUACACAAACCUUUGCACAGCAUUCGAGGCCUGACAUGUGAGACAAAAAUUUAAAAGUUAGUGGGAUGUUUAAGUGUUUUUUACCUUCGGUAUAUACAGAGUGUGGACCUCUAAAUGUGUGAAGUAUUUCGAGUAUCUCGAGUUUUCCAGUAUGUCGGCCACGUAAAGAUGAUAAUUUACCAACUUAGCCUGACAAUUGUGUUAAUUGUAUGUGUGUAUUUUUACAGCAAGUAACCAAAACUCUAACAACACGUGUUGUGUCAUGAGAGGAGCAGAAAUAAAAAAUAAUCCGGAGACAAAUAAAAGUAUUUAAAUCAAAAUUGCAAAACAAUUACUAGCUACACGGCAGCAGCAAGUCUCUCCGAAGUCCGCAGGCAGCGGGAAUCAGGAGUAAUAUCCACAGGCUCACAGGUACUGGGUCUACUUUCUGACUGUGGUUAAACGACCGAAUCCGGCGAGCCGCGAAAGCUCCCAGUUAGUCUCUUCGUACCGAGCGGGCAAAAAUACCAGAAAAAGAAAAAGGCCUACUCAGUCGCUCAUUGUGGGCCAGCAUUGGUACCUGUAGCGCAGCUGUAAGAAGUUUAGCCAACUAGGUGAUGACAGGUGCACGAAGGAGUGGCAGCCCAGUUCCCCAGAUUUCUUCAGAAAAACACGGGGCCUGUCCUCUGUGUCCUCAAAGCGUAAGUUGCGGAUAGUUACGCUCAUUUAUACUUAUUUUGUACUUAACUGCAUUUUCACAUGAAACGCAUCAAAUCUGCAUAUUUCUACAGUGCGCUGUUGCACCGUUUACUGCGAUAAGGAUCUGAAUUCUUCCUCCAGGUCUGGGCACACCUGACUAGAUAUUCACCAUCCGUACAAGGCAAUCUGUGGUUGAUGAGAAACUUUUUCCAUUUAUUCCUCGAUGAGGACAUCAUCCAGCAUGAACUCACUGUUGUUGUUUUUUUUUACGGGCUUUAAAAAAAAAAAUCUAACGUUUGAAACCGUUACCAACAUGAAAACAACUAAAGGAAGUUACAUGACCACAGCAGUAUCCCCUGUACGCGUCGUGUGCGAAUGUGUACGCCCACUUGCGCUGCGAUAUGUAUCAUCUGGACCGCGGAGCACUGUGUCAGACGCCUCUUGUCCCCACCAUAGUUUGCAGUCGCCAUCAGCACAUUUCCAGCUUGUGUAAACACAAUAAGAGCAGGGGUCGCCCUCAGGUCACAUGCACUGUCAGUGGCUUUCAUAGUGGCUCCAUGAAAGUUUAAUUCUGACUGGCACAAAAGCAGCGCUGCGGGCGCAAGGACUGACACAGACACAAGGACUUAAACCCAUUUUUUAAAAAAAUGAAAAAAAAAUGAAAAAGUAAAACAGUUACUUUAGGUCAGUCACGCCUCUGAACUACAUGACACAAGUUUGAGCCGUGAAUUUGCAGCUUCAGUGGAGGCUGUGUCAUGUGAGAGUGAGGGAUUUUGUUUAUUCAACCUUUGUGAUAAGUCUUGAAGCUGUAACCUUGUGCAUGUACAGUGGUUUCCCACACUGUUUUUUUUUUGCUGUCGGUGCCUGCAGCUAUUUGUCUCAAAUGCAAAGCAACGAAUCCUGGACCCAGACGGCACCGGAUGAGAGCUGACUGGUUGUGGUAAAGACAGAAAAUAAAGGAGAGAUAAAGAGAUAUUAUCCUAAUCAUAUGAGAGGGGGUCCGCUGCGCGGAGAUGGCGAUGGUGUGCCUGACUGAUUUUGAGGAGUAUGCCAAGGAGCAUCUCUCAAAGGCUACCUGGGAUUAUUACGCAGCUGGAGCAGACGAGUGCUGCACCCGGGACGACAAUCUGCUGGCUUACAAAAGGAUCCGUCUGAGGCCUCGUAUCCUGCGGGACGUGUCAGCGAGUGACACGCGGACCACAGUGCAGGGAACAGAAAUCAGCUUCCCAGUUGGUAUCGCACCUACUGCCUUUCACUGCCUGGCCUGGCAUGAAGGAGAGAUGGCCACAGCUCGGGCCACAGAGGCACUCAACACCUGCUACAUCACCAGCACCUACUCCACCUGCUCAGUGGAGGAGAUUGUGGCAGCGGCACCAAACGGUUACCGCUGGUUCCAGCUUUAUGUGUACCGGGACCGGAAGCUGUCAGAGCAGAUUGUGCACCGCGUGGAGGCGCUCGGCUACAAGGCCCUGGUCCUCACCGUCGACGUCCCCUACACCGGAAAGCGCCGCAACGACAUCCGCAACCAGUUCAAGCUGCCACCUCACCUCAAGGUUAAGAACUUUGAUGGAGUGUUCCAGGUAUCGCAGGAGACUGCAGGCCCUGAGGAGUAUGGGAUCCCGGCCAACACCUUGGACCCCUCCAUCAGCUGGAAAGACGUCUACUGGCUGCAGUCCAUCACCCGCCUGCCUAUUAUCAUCAAGGGAAUCCUGACCAAGGAGGACGCAGAGCUGGCCGUGGAACAUGGUGUCCAGGGCAUCAUUGUGUCCAACCACGGUGGGAGACAGCUGGACGGAGGCCCAGCUUCGAUUGACGCACUGUCAGAGAUUGUGGACACGGUGCAGGGCAGGAUCGAGGUUUAUCUGGACGGAGGCAUCAGGACAGGAAGUGAUGUACUGAAAGCGCUGGCCUUGGGAGCCAAGUGUGUUUUCAUUGGCCGUCCAGCAGUGUGGGGCCUCGCAUACAAGGGUGAGGAGGGAGUGAGGGAAGUACUGCAAAUCCUAAAUGAUGAGUUCCGUCUGUCCAUGGCUUUGUCAGGUUGCAGGAACGUGGCCGAAAUCAACAGGAACCUCAUUCAGUUCUCCAAACUCUAAGUUGCCAGCACAGGGCGGGACUGAGGAUGAUAACGGCACCUACUGAAGAGGACUCGCUACUGAAUCCAACCUGAAGUGUUGAACAAGAGCCUGAGACUGCAUCAUGACCAACUGAAAGAUGUUCGCCUCAGAACUCAUGUCUUUAUCAUGUCAAGGAAACACGAUAUAUGCAAGCAGCUUCCGUCAUUUGGAAAUGACUUGUGUCUGACAUCCAAUAUGUAUUCAUGCCAAAGUGUAAGAGUGAGAGUGUGUCUUGGGAAAGCUGAGGAUCGCGGCAGAUUUAGCAAAUAAAUAAUCAAAGUGAUUUUGCUUUUAGCAUUGGAGCGCAUGGAGGCGCUUAUCAUGCAACCAACGGUUUGAAAUGCUGCCAGUGCUUGUGGUUUAAUAAACACCUGAUGAGGUGAUGUAGAUUUGUUGUUUUUUUCUGGAUCUGUUAAUCACUGGCGAAAACAGAUGAAGACGUAGCAGAAGUCUGUCUUUUGUUUUUGUUUCCCAAAUGUAGACUCAAGGAGAAUUACGUGGACGGUAAUUCUGUUUUAAUGCAGGGAAGAUUCAAGUGCAGUAGUCUGAUCAAGAGUGUGGGCACACAAUUGCCACAACAUCUUCACAAGAUACAGCUGUUCACUCUAUUGUGUUUUAAUUCCCUAAUGAAAUAUAAUGUAGUCCAAGUUUCCCAAUGAACAGGACAGGAAAACUAACCUGAUCAGUGCCUGAACCUUGUUACAGCUACAGGCCAGAUUCCCACCGGCAUCUAGAAAACACAAUGAACUAUGAAAAAGGUCAAAUGACCGUUUUGUCUAUUGUCUUUGCAUGGGAUUUUGUUGAGUAUGUUACAUGGUUUCAGCUUUCAUCCAGCAAAAGACAUGAAAACACUAUCAAAAAGUAAGAAUAAAUGCUAAAAAAAAGUUUCAGACAGUACAUCUAUCCAUUUGGGUUAUCAUGUUUGUCUUAUCUAGCAAAUCAGAGGCCUGCUUGUUAUUUGUUAACAUCAGUGUUUCGUGAGCCUCUUUCAAAAUACAAGAGGGUAACGUUGCUUAGCCUGUGGUAACCUACAGGGUUUAACUUGGGGUGUAGUGAAAAGCCGGUCUCCACGUAACCGAAACUAAGCACUGUUUCUGUAAAGUACAAUGGCCUCGUUAUACCUUGGUCUCCGUUGCAAACAGAUUGACGCACUGUCAGAGAUUGUGGACACGGUGCAGGGCAGGAUCGAGGUUUAUCUGGACAGAGGCAUCAGGACAGGAAGUGAUUUACUGAAAGGUACGACAGCAGCACUGAUGUUAUUGUGUGUGAUACCCUGUGUGCAUGUGUCUUUUGAGAUUAAUUAUAGCCACAUUAAACUGUUUCUUUUCGUUGAAAUGUUAUCGCUGACAACCAUCUGGCUACCUUGACAUAUUUCCUCUCCUGUUUACAUUCCAACCCACAUGUACAAGCCCCACAUACUAACCACUGUCCUUGACUGCUAAAGUUUAUCCUUAAAAGUCGCCGAUAGUGUUGGAGCCAAGGCCUUGGCCUCGGCCUAAGGUUGACACAGUCUAAACUGUUCUUGACAGUGUAGUUACCAUUUGUUACCAAAUGUCAAUAAAGUCAAGAUUCUGAUGCACUGUGUCUUUUGCAGACAGAAUCAAAAUGAACAACAGCCCUAGUGUGUGGGAUGUAGAGUCACAGUUUACGUAAAUUAAAACGUCUUUAUUUGUCUGGGGUAGUAAAAAAAAAAAAGUAAAUGAAUGGAAAAUGAAGGUUUUCUAGGAGGACAGAACAGUAACAUCUUCCAAACUAAAGUUGAUGUGUAUUGAUGUUGAUUUUUAUAGGUAGAUUAUAGAAUUACAGAUUGUAUUUUGUCUUUUGUAGUAAUUCUUGUUCCUCUGGGUGAUCUCUCAGGGUGAGGAGGGAGUGAGGGAAGUACUGCAAAUCCUAAAUGAUGAGUUCCGUCUGUCCAUGGCUUUGUCAGGUUGCAGGAACGUGGCCGAAAUCAACAGGAACCUCAUUCAGUUCUCCAAACUCUAAGUUGCCAGCACAGGGCGGGACUGAGGAUGAUAACGGCACCUACUGAAGAGGACUCGCUACUGAAUCCAACCUGAAGUGUUGAACAAGAGCCUGAGACUGCAUCAUGACCAACUGAAAGAUGUUCGCCUCAGAACUCAUGUCUUUAUCAUGUCAAGGAAACGCGAUAUAUGCAAGCAGCUUCCGUCAUUUGGAAAUGACUUGUGUCUGACAUCCAAUAUGUAUUCAUGCCAAAGUGUAAGAGUGAGAGUGUGUCUUGGGAAAGCUGAGGAUCGCGGCAGAUUUAGCAAAUAAAUAAUCAAAGUGAUUUUGCUUUUAGGACUGGAGCGCAUGGAGGCGCUUAUCAUGCAACCAACGGUUUGAAAUGCUGCCAGUGCUUGUGGUUUAAUAAACACCUGAUGAGGUGAUGUAGAUUUGUUGUUUUUUUCUGGAUCUGUUAAUCACUGGCGAAAACAGAUGAAGACGUAGCAGAAGUCUGUCUUUUGUUUUUGUUUCCCAAAUGUAGACUCAAGGGGAAUUACGUGGACAGUAAUUCUGUUUUAAUGCAGGGAAGAUUCAAGUGCAGUAGUCUGAUCAAGAGUGUGGGCACACAAUUGCCACAACAUCUUCACAAGAUACAGCUGUUCACUCUAUUGUGUUUUAAUUCCCUAAUGAAAUAUAAUGUAGUCCAAGUUUCCCAAUGAACAGGACAGGAAAACUAACCUGAUCAGUGCCUGAACCUUGUUACAGCUACAGGCCAGAUUCCCACCAGCAUCUAGAAAACACAAUGAACUAUGAAAAAGGUCAAAUGACCAUUUUGUCUAUUGUCUUUGCAUGGGAUUUUGUUGAGUAUGUUACACGGUUUCAGCUUUCAUCCAGCAAAAGACAUGAAAACACUAUCAAAAAGUAAGAAUAAAUGCUAAAAAAAAGUUUCAGACAGUACAUCUAUCCAUUUGGGUUAUCAUGUUUGUCUUAUCUAGCAAAUCAGAGGCCUGCUUGUUAUUUGUUAACAUCAGUGUUUCGUGAGCCUCUUUCAAAAUACAAGAGGGUAACGUUGCUUAGCCUGUGGUAACCUACAGGGUUUAACUUGGGGUGU